Molecule: messenger RNA, 1078 nt
Organism: Dacryopinax primogenitus
Lineage: Eukaryota; Fungi; Basidiomycota; Dacrymycetes; Dacrymycetales; Dacrymycetaceae
Product: Thioesterase/thiol ester dehydrase-isomerase
Exons: 5
Coding region: 19-1017 (332 amino acids)
Source: RefSeq, a predicted model, not a curated record
CUUUCCCCAACGACCACCAUGUUCCCCAUUCGAGGAGGCGUGCGCUACCUCUCCUCGCCGGUGAGAACAUGCCUCAAUAGACAGACGAGGUUGAUGGCCAAUGUUGGCGGAGCGGGCAAACAGUUCCAAGCUGAGGUUGAGAGGCGGCUUGAGGCUGACAGGACGACUCGCCGCCGCGCGCGUGCGGGGUUCUGGACAUUUGCUGCCGGUGCAUUUAUUUGCUUAGGCGCCUAUGGUCUAGGAAGUGCCUUCCCUCCUUCGGUGAUCAGGCUCAUAUCCCCUCGACCCGCAGCCGCUCCCCCACCUCCAGAUUCUCCCGAAGCGCUCGCCCAAGUCCAGAGACUCGAGAAGCAGCUCAUGUCCCUUCCCCAAGUCCUCGAGCUGAGCAAGAAGACUGACGGUCCGGAUGCGGAGUACUACGAAGCACGGCCGUACGCUACCUAUCCGCGGGAGAGAGCAGUCAACUCCCUCACCGCGGGAGCUCUGCGAGGUGCGGGAAGGCUGGCGAUCCCCCCGCUCGUGUUUGCGAAGAGGGAUGAGUCGGAGGCAAAGGUGUUCAUCCAUGUGGGGAGGGGUGUGUGUGGACAUGAUGGGAUCGUACAUGGAGGUUUGACGGCGACGUUGUUAGAUGAGGCGCUGGCGAGACAGGCUUUCCUUAACCUCCCAUCACAUCUGGGUGUGACGGCCACGUUGACGGUCAACUACCGCGCACCAGUGAUGGCCGACCAGUUCAUCCUCAUCGAGACCAAACUGGACACGGUGAAAGGGAGGAAGGCGACUGUUUCUGGGUGCAUAUACGACCUUGAUGGGAAGCUGCUCGCUGAGUCGAGUGCACUCUACAUCGAACCCAAGUACGCUCAAGUACUAGCCAACGGAGAUGUGAAACAUCUUCUAGGCGUGCACACCAAACCUUCGGUUGGAAUGGAGGAGAAGCCUCAUCAUAGAGCGGGUACCGGAGAACCGAUGCCCAUGGCCGGCGAGCAGGUCAUACAUGGGGAACCGCCGAAACGGGAUUGAUAGACAAUCCACCUUGAGAAUGACCUUGCUUGCAUAGACGUGGAUGCACAUACGAUACUGA